AUGAGUCAGAGGCUCAGCAGAGCACAAAACCUAAAACGGAAGCGCCACGAGUCCAAGUUGGUGGGCCCCGCUCUUCGUAUUUCUCUCUCUCUCUCUCUCUCUCUCUCUCACGCGCACACUCUAACGAGCAACCAACGAGAAACCGGUGAACGAAAUCAACGAAACGCAAACCCUCUUCUUCUUCCUUCGCUUGCUUCCCUUUUCUCCGUUCCUUCUUCGCCCCAAUUUCUCCCUCUCUAUCUCUCUCGGUUUUUUCCACUCGCAAGCCAGCAAGCAAUGGUGUCCGACUCGGAGUUAAUCGGCAGGCUGCGGGAGUUCCUCAAGAAUUCGGACCUCGAGACCACAACCACCACAAUCGUCCGGCGGAAGCUGGAGGAAGAUUUCGGGGUGGAUUUGUCCGAUAAGAAGGGUUUCAUCAGGGAGCAGGUCGACCUGUUCCUGGAAUCGCAGUUCGAGGAGCAGGCCGUCGAUGUCGCAGGGGGCAAUGAAGACGAAGGAGAAGGGAGCGCCGCCGAUGAUGGGAAAUCGGAGGGGAACGAGGGCGAUGAAGUGGAGGAAGAAGACGAGGAGGAGGAGGAGGAAGUAGAAGAAGCAGUGAGAAGAUCGAGUAAGCGGAAGACUCGAGCCAAAGGCAGGUCUAGGAAGCAACCUGAAGAAGGCAAAAAGAGAGGAGGGGGUGGUUUUACCAAAUUGUGCCGCCUGUCUCCUCAACUUGAGGAGUUUCUUGGGGCUCCUGAAAUGGCUAGAACAGAGGUGGUCAAACAAUUAUGGGCUUACAUCAAAGAGAAAGAGUUGCAAGACCCGAGUAAUAAGAGAAACAUACUCUGUGAUGAACCAUUGCGUGCAAUUUUUAGUGUCGACUCAAUCAACAUGUUUCAAAUGAAUAAAGCCCUCACGAAGCAUAUUUGGCCAUUGGAUUCAGAUGAUGUAAUUCCAGUCAAGACAGCUACACAGAAGGAAAAGGAAAAGAAGCAAGAGAGUGAAGAAGAACCAGAUGAUCCAGGAAGGAAAGAGAAGCGACAAAAAACCGGAAACAAAGGAUUUAUGGCCCCUCUUCAGCUCUCGGAUCCCCUAGUGAAGUUCCUUGGUACCGGCGAAAAUGCACUGUCUCGAUCCGAGGUCAUCAAGAGAAUGUGGGACUACAUAAAGCAGAAUAACCUACAGGAUCCAUCCGAUAAGAGGAAAAUACUAUGCGACGAGAAGCUGAAAGAACUGUUUGAUGUUGAUUCCUUCGUCGGCUUCACAGUUACAAAACUCCUAUCCGCUCAUUUCGUGAAGAGCUGACACGAACGCGGAUCUCUGGUCAUUUUGCCGAGGUUUUGAUCAGAGGACAGGACGAGUGGUUCCUGUUUUUGGAGGGUGGGUCUGACUUACUAUAGUCCCCCGGAAGAAGAAUGAAGGGAGGAUGUGUCGGUGGCCUAAAUCCACGGCUGUCUCUUUUCCUUUCUGCCCUUCUUAGUUCUCAAUCUGUAGUUUCUUCUUUGCUCUCAUCUUCAUGCUGUACAUUUUCUUAGUCCACUGCCCCAGAAAAUCAACAGGGCAAAUAGGAGAUCGACUGUUUUUUCUUCUUCCUUUUGUUAGGUGUACUGUAAUGACAGACAAAUUGUUCCUUUUUUAACACAGUGCAAGUUUUCUUAGAAGCUGUCCAGAUCUUCCUUUUACCUUGAC
Molecule: messenger RNA, 1668 nt
Organism: Linum tenue
Lineage: Eukaryota; Viridiplantae; Streptophyta; Magnoliopsida; Malpighiales; Linaceae
Source: the annotation of a GenBank genome assembly